AUGGGGUACUUUUGUGUAUUCAACAAGAGAGGGCUAGUCAUUCACGAAGAAGGUAAAGCACCCGAUCAUCUCAAUCAAAUAAUAGCAUCCUUGGACACGUCUAAACUUAUUGGAUUGAGGAAGAUCCGGGAUCAGGUCAUGGAGUACGAGAUCAGAGGCCCAAUUGUGUAUUUGAGUCUGUCAAGGACUCCCAAUCUCAAAGCAAUCAUUGAUGAUUACCUAGGUGGAAAUAAGCCGAAAAUAGUCGAAGGCAAAAAGAAAACAAGAAAUAGUAUCAAGGGAAGAAAGUGGGAGGAUGCAGGAAACGAGGAGGAGUUGAAUUAUUCCACAUCCUCAAGUGGAAUUAGUAAUCUUGUUGAAGUGAUUAGAAAAGCAACAGUUCAAAAGGCAUUUGGAUUGUUUAAGGAUGAAAUACAAGUAAGCGAAUUGAAAGACAAGAUGACUACACAUCUGAUAAGCAAGAAUGUAAGCUCUCAAAUAACGAAAACACUUGUGGAUAACAUCACGAUGGAGUUGGCUGAAGAGGGGUUAGAAAGUAUAUCCGAAAAAGCAUUUAAACAAAAGAUGUCAAAUGUUCUUAGUAGGCUUAUUCCGUCUGUAGAUCAUGAAAGGAUGCUGGAUAAAAUAAAGAGGCACAAAGGAGUGUUUUCUAUUUGUUUUGUGGGUGUUAAUGGGGUUGGAAAAAGCACAUCAUUGGCCAAGAUAUGCUAUUGGUUGUUGCAAAACAAGUUUAGGGUAUAUAUAGCUGCAUGCGAUACGUUCAGAGCAGGUGCCAUUGAGCAGCUUAGGACUCAUGUAGAGAGAUUCAAGCUUGGUGGUCAUCUAGUCGGGUUCUAUGAAAAAGGAUAUGGAAAAGAUGAUGCAUCUGUGGCAAGAUGUGCCAUUCAAGAAGCCCAGCACGAGGGAUAUGACGUUAUUCUGAUUGAUACAGCCGGAAGAAUGCAUAACAAGAAAAAUCUAAUGGCUUCUCUUACUAAACUUAUAAAGAUCAAUAAUCCCGAUCAUAUCAUAUAUGUAGGAGAGGCAUUAGUUGGAUCUGACAGCUUGGAUCACAUUAGAGAAUUUAACAAGGCUAUUGGAGAUGCAGGACAAUCAAGAAAAAUCGACAGUAUACUUCUUACUAAGGUUGACACUGUGGAUAACAAAAUAGGACAGAUUUUGAACAUGGCCUUCUCCUCUCAUGCACCUAUUUUGUUCUUGGGCGUCGGGCAGUCAAAUUCUGAUCUGUCAAAUAUAGGGUCAGAAGAUAUUGUGAAUAGCCUUAUGUCCUCUUGA
Molecule: messenger RNA, 1275 nt
Organism: Encephalitozoon romaleae SJ-2008
Lineage: Eukaryota; Fungi; Microsporidia; Unikaryonidae
Product: signal recognition particle GTPase
Exons: 1
Coding region: 1-1275 (424 amino acids)
Biological process (GO): SRP-dependent cotranslational protein targeting to membrane
Cellular component (GO): endoplasmic reticulum membrane
Molecular function (GO): signal recognition particle binding; GTP binding; GTPase activity
Source: RefSeq, a predicted model, not a curated record